GGUGGGCGGGGCGACCCGCGGUUCCUCCUCCGCUUAGGGUGGUCGGUCAGCGGCAGGAGAAGGCUAUUGCUUCGCUAGCUGCCGCACGGUGUCCUCAGCUGCGCGUGAAGUGGUCCUGUGGCAGGAUGAGUGCGGACUCGGACCCCGUGGUUAUCGUCUCGGCGGCGCGGACCGCCAUAGGCUCCUUCAAUGGUGCCUUGUCCACCGUUCCUGUCCAUGAGCUGGGCUCAACCGUCAUCAAAGAAGUCCUGAAGAGGGCCGCCGUGGCUCCCGAAGAGGUGUCGGAGGUCAUAUUUGGACACGUUUUGGCAGCGGGUUGCGGGCAGAAUCCUACUCGACAAGCCAGCGUGAGUGCGGGGAUCCCUUACUCUGUUCCGUCGUGGAGCUGCCAGAUGAUCUGCGGGUCGGGCCUCAAAGCCGUGUGCCUCGCAGCCCAGUCCAUCAGGGUGGGGGACUCCAGCAUCGUGGUUGCCGGGGGCAUGGAAAGCAUGAGCAAGGCUCCUCACCUGGCUCACCUGAGGACGGGAGUCAGGAUGGGGGAAGCACCGCUGGUGGACAGUCUUCUCUGCGAUGGCCUCGUGGAUGCGUUUCACAAGUACCACAUGGGCGUCACGGCUGAAAAUGUAGCCAAAAAAUGGCAAGUGAACAGAGAAGAUCAGGACAAGCUGGCGGUUCUGUCCCAGAACAGGACAGAGAGCGCCCAGAAGGCUGGCCAUUUCGACAAGGAGAUUGUGCCAGUUUGUGUCACUUCCAGAAAAGGCCUCACGGAAGUCAAAACGGAUGAGUUUCCUCGCCACGGGUGCAACAUGGAAGCCCUGUCUAAACUGAAGCCUUACUUCCUCACGGAUGGGACGGGGACUGUGACCGCCGCGAAUGCUUCAGGCAUCAACGACGGCGCUGCGGCGGUGGUUCUCAUGAGGAAGUCGGAAGCCGACGCCCGGGGGCUGGCACCUCUGGCCCAGAUCGUCUCCUGGUCACAAGCCGGCGUGGAGCCUUCCAUUAUGGGGACAGGACCGAUCCCGGCAAUAAAGCAAGCUGUUGCAAAAGCAGGUUGGUCACUGGAGGACGUGGACGUAUUUGAAAUCAACGAAGCCUUCGCAGCCCUGUCUGUCGCAGUGGCUAAGGAGCUUGGAUUGAACCCGGAGAAGGUCAACAUUCAAGGAGGGGCAAUAGCCCUGGGGCACCCUCUUGGGGCAUCCGGCUGCCGCAUCCUGGUCACCCUGCUACACACGAUGGAGCGGCAGGGCGGGCGCCGCGGCGUCGCUGCCCUGUGCGUCGGGGGCGGGAUGGGGAUAGCAAUGUGUGUCCAGAGGGGGUGAGCCUGCCGGGCCCGCCUGAGCCUCAUUUCCCUCUGCACUAGUGAGACACUGACACGAGAACAGGACCAACGUGAGGCUGGACGCCCCCUUCCAGUUCACAAGAACCCAGGGGAGGCUGACAGCUGGUCAUACUUUAAUGUGGGAUACACAAGACAGCCACACCCCAGAGUGUUAUAAAUAAGAGCGAAUCAGGUCAGUCAUCGAGGUCUCCUGAAUGAACGGCAUCUUCGUACCCUCCAUGCUUAUCAUCUUUGCUUUCUGGGUGUAACUUAAUGAGAUCAUCAAUCCGGAGAAUGGUAAUUGCAGCUUCUGUUGCAAAUUUCAAACUCUUCACUUUAACGAUGGUUGGUUCAAACACUCCUGCCUGUUUGUUGUCUCGAGGUUUGCCGUUAAUCAGAUCAAGACCAAUC
This is a messenger RNA of Phyllostomus discolor (pale spear-nosed bat), 1729 nucleotides long. It is a transcript of the gene ACAT2, whose product is annotated as acetyl-CoA acetyltransferase 2. Gene Ontology annotation, molecular function: acetyl-CoA C-acetyltransferase activity. Gene Ontology annotation, biological process: fatty acid beta-oxidation. The transcript has 9 exons. Bases 126 to 1319 code for a protein of 397 amino acids. The record is from RefSeq and is a predicted model, not a curated record. Lineage: Eukaryota; Metazoa; Chordata; Mammalia; Chiroptera; Phyllostomidae.